Molecule: messenger RNA, 1258 nt
Organism: Neofelis nebulosa (Clouded leopard)
Lineage: Eukaryota; Metazoa; Chordata; Mammalia; Carnivora; Felidae
Gene: TMEM74B
Product: transmembrane protein 74B
Exons: 2
Coding region: 560-1258 (232 amino acids)
Source: RefSeq, a predicted model, not a curated record
CCAGCUCUACCCCUUCCUGGGGUGUGAGUACCAGUGUGGUCUGCGGGAUCUGUGGGUCACCCUGCGUGGCUUCCCACGUCUGUGGGUGCUGCCCGUGGAAAAGGUCCCGGGGGUUGUGGCUGUGGCGCCGGGGUGCGUCUUGCAGAUCCUGUUGGACUGCAGAGAAAAUUGGAGGGUAACUGGUACCGUUGGGGGAGCCGUGAACACUGGGCCUCCGCAUCUUUGCCAGUUUGUUUCUGCUUGUGUUUGGGGUUACUGGGCGUGCCCUUGUAUAACUGGUGGGUAUCUCUGAAUCCGUGUGUGGGAGACGUCACAAACCUGGGUGACAGGACGCCUCCUUUUCCUCUGCCCUUGUCCUGACGCUGGUGUCCUCUAAGAAAAAGUUCUGGGUUCCUGCUGGGUGAAAAGAAAGCCCUGCUCCCAGAAUUUGGGUGCCCUGAGUUUCCUUGGGCUAUGGAAGCAUCGGCAUGCUGGUCUGGGAGGGGAGUUCUUGGGCCACUCCAGGAGCUGAGUUCUGUCUGCCAAGGGGCCAAGGGAUGAGCGGGGGCCCUCCUUCCCAAUGGCAUCUCCCCCCAGCCUGGAACUGAAGACACUGCACAAUGGCCCCCAGAUCCCAAGGAGACCAGCCCCUCUGGGCCCGGUGGGCCCACCCAGGGAGGGUGUGGAGAAUGCCUGCUUUUCCUCAGAGGAGCGUGAGACCCAUUUCCAGAACCCUGGGGACACCAGACUGGGCAGCUCCCCCAGCCCCCCUGGGGGCGUCCCCUCACGACCCCGAUCCCAGCGGGACGAUCUAUCCCUGCAUUCAGAAGAGGGGCCAGGCCUGGAGCCCGUGAGCCGCCCGGUGGAUUAUGGCUUUGUUUCUGCUCUGGUUUUUCUGGUGAGUGGGAUCCUCCUGGUGGUGACUGCAUACGCCAUCCCCCGUGAGGCCCGCGUCAACCCUGACACGGUGACAGCGCGGGAGAUGGAACGACUCGAGAUGUACUAUGCCCGCCUGGGCUCCCACCUGGACAAGUGCAUCAUCGCGGGCCUGGGGCUGCUCACAGUGGGUGGCAUCCUCUUGUCAGUGCUGCUGAUGGUCUCCCUGUGCAAGGGCGAGCUGUACCGCCGGCCCACCUUCGUCCCUGGCAGGGGCUCCAGGAAGACCUAUGGCUCCAUUAACCUGCGCAUGAGACAGCUCAAUGGGGACGGGGGCCAGGCUCUGGUGGAGAACGAAGUCAUCCAGGUCUCAGAGACCAGCCACACCCUCCAGGGGUCUUAA